Brassica oleracea var. oleracea is the source of this 2170-nucleotide messenger RNA. RefSeq names its product casein kinase I-like. The transcript is spliced from 13 exons. Gene Ontology annotation, molecular function: protein serine/threonine kinase activity; ATP binding. Lineage: Eukaryota; Viridiplantae; Streptophyta; Magnoliopsida; Brassicales; Brassicaceae. The coding region runs from base 470 to 1909 and encodes 479 amino acids. Gene Ontology annotation, cellular component: cytoplasm; nucleus. The record is from RefSeq and is a predicted model, not a curated record. Gene Ontology annotation, biological process: peptidyl-serine phosphorylation; signal transduction; endocytosis.
AGAGGUAAAAGAAAAAAAAAACACAAAAGGCGACAGACAAGACAAAAGAAUGUCCCAAACCCAAAUCUUCAUAUCCUCUCUCCCCCUCCUUCCGAUUUCUUCGUAUUAUUAACCCUUAUUUCGAUUUCUUGCUCAGUUCCCUUGUAAAAAGUUCGUGCUCUCUUCUGUGAUCAGCGUUCGAUUUCUAAUCAGAUUAGGGGUUUUCAUUGGCUAAUCGAUUCGGCGUUUGAAAUUUGGCAAUCGGGAUUUCUCGAUUUCGUGGUGGGUUUUGAUUUUUGAAGCGAUCACGAAGAGGGUUGAUGGCGAAUUGAGUAAAGGAAUCUGGGUUUAUGUUUUUCUAUACAAUAAAUGAAUCUUUGAAGAUCUCGUGAAUCUGAGGAUUGUCGUGGAGGGUAAUCUCUAGAGGGCUGAAUUGAGGAAGAGGAGAGGGUUGGUUCGAUAUAAUUGAUAUUUGGGAAUCGAGGAAGAGAUGGGAGAGAAGAUGGAUCUUGUGAUUGGUGGGAGAUUUAAGCUUGGAAGGAAAAUUGGCAGUGGUUCAUUUGGAGAGCUUUAUCUAGGUGUAAAUGUCCAAACAGGAGAAGAAGUUGCUGUCAAGCUGGAAUCUGUGAAGACCAAGCAUCCUCAACUUCAUUAUGAGUCAAAGUUGUAUAUGCUCCUUCAAGGAGGGACUGGUCUUCCGAGCCUCAAGUGGUUUGGAGUUGAAGGUGACUACAGCGUAAUGGUUAUUGACCUUCUAGGUCCUAGUCUUGAAGAUUUGUUUAACUACUGCAACAGGAAGUUCACCUUGAAAACUGUUCUCAUGCUUGCCGACCAACUUCUUAACAGGGUCGAGUUUAUGCAUACUCGAGGUUUCCUUCACCGUGAUAUAAAGCCUGAUAAUUUUUUAAUGGGCCUUGGACGCAGAGCUAAUCAGGUGUAUAUCAUUGAUUUCGGACUAGGGAAGAAAUACAGAGACCUUCAGACUCACAAACACAUUCCUUACAGAGAAAACAAAAAUCUGACUGGGACAGCUCGAUAUGCAAGUGUCAACACUCACCUUGGAGUUGAACAAAGUCGUAGGGAUGAUCUGGAAUCACUUGGUUAUGUUCUUAUGUAUUUUCUCAAAGGAAGUUUACCAUGGCAGGGACUAAAAGCUGGGACAAAGAAGCAGAAAUAUGAUGUUAUAAGUGAGAAGAAAGUAUCAACUCCUAUAGAGGUGCUGUGUAGAAAUUGCCCGUCAGAAUUUGUUUCAUACUUCCAUUACUGUCGAUCUUUACGGUUUGAUGACAAACCUGAUUACUCUUACCUUAAGAGACUUUUCCGCGACUUGUUCAUCCGAGAAGGUUAUCAGUUUGAUUACGUAUUUGACUGGACAGUCUUAAAGUAUCCUCAAAUGGGUUCCAGCUCUGGUUCUAGCUCACGUACCAGGCAUCAAACAACCACGAAACCAGGAUUCAACACUGCCGGUCCUUCUACAAGUAGGCAAGAGAGGCACGCAGGAAAGGAAACAACCAGAGUGUCGGGUGCAGUGGAAGCCUUCUCCCGAAGACACCCAACAAACAACUCUGCUACGCCACGUGAUCGCUCCAGAUCAAGAAACUCUGAUGACGGACCUUUCACUAAGCACAUAUAUGGAGAGUCUGGAAGAGGAAGCAGUUCGUCAAGACAGGGAACAUCAACAUCAAGGAAAGCAGUUGGUGGUGGUUCAAGCUCACGGCCAAGUUCAGCAGGGGGACCAAGUGGUAGCCGAGGUUCAAGUCGUCUGGUAUCAUCAAGCGGGGGUGGCAGUGGGAACGGGCGUCCAUCGAGCAGUCAGAGAGUCCAACCUGGAUAUGAAUCAAAGACUCUGUCUUUCGCUCGUGCAACGGCUUCAAGAAACGCUAGGGAAGAUCAGUUGAGAAGCUUUGAGCUUCUGUCUCUUCGCAAAUAAAGCAGGGGGAGAGAGAGAGACUCCAUGAAAACUUAACCGAAAGGUUUCCAUAUGCUUAAAAAGAUCUUUACAGGUGAUUUCAGCUUCAGCGUGGAGAGAUCUUUUGCCAGCACUCUUACUCGUUUGUAUAUUUUAAAUGGUGAUGUGUUGGAGAUAGGAAGAGUCUAAUAUGCAAAAGAGGUGAACUUGUAUUCCUCCAAUAUCAUUGUAAUAAACAAAGACAAAAUUUAUACUUUUUUUUAAAAUACCAAAGAGGCAAAA